UCAUGCUGCUGCCAGGUCCAGAGUCUCUCAUGGGUCCCUGUUACGGCCUCCCCCAUUGCUGCUGUCUCCAUCGCCACACUCUGCAUGUGCCACUUUCAGGUCUCCUCACACAUGCUGGUGUGUUCCAUUUUUGUCAUAGGGUGCUGGCAGAUUACGGGCUCACAUAGCUGCUGCCAGGGCCCCCUAAUCUGCCAAUGGGCCCCUAUACCGCCUCCUCAUGCUGCUGCCAAGUCCAGAGUCUCUCAUGGGGUCCUGUACGGCCUCCCAUUGCUGCUGGUCUCCAUCGCCACACUCUGCCAUGUGCCACUUUCAGGUCUCCUCACACUGCUGGUGUAUUCCAUUUUU
Messenger RNA from Staurois parvus, 345 nucleotides. NCBI's taxonomy places the organism in Eukaryota, Metazoa, Chordata, Amphibia, Anura, Ranidae. The record is from the annotation of a GenBank genome assembly.